Pyrenophora tritici-repentis Pt-1C-BFP is the source of this 2208-nucleotide messenger RNA. RefSeq lists its product as uncharacterized. Gene Ontology annotation, molecular function: nucleic acid binding. The record is from RefSeq and is a predicted model, not a curated record. Gene Ontology annotation, biological process: DNA integration. NCBI's taxonomy places the organism in Eukaryota, Fungi, Ascomycota, Dothideomycetes, Pleosporales, Pleosporaceae.
AUGGCUACAAUGAAUAGUGAUCUUCUGAUUACGAAGACGACGGUGAUUCUCGAUCAACCGUCAGAUUGGCAGAAGUGGAUCUUCCUGCGCAAAGAUAGCGCGCAGCGGAACGAUCUAUGGGCGUACGUUAACCCUAACGUUGCGCUAGAAACGGUACUUAAGCUCGAAGAUGAGAAGCCCGCAAAGAAGGAAGCAGGUGCUUUCUACGGACGGGAGCGACAGGUCGGCAUAGUUUACGACCUCGAGCAUCUCGAUGAGCACGAAUACCGGAAGUACUCAGCUUGGUACACUAGUUACCAGAAGGAACUAACAAAGUUCGAAAAGAAAGAACUUGCUUUAAGGCAGUUCAACAGCGAGAUCGCGACAACGAUCUCAGAGCGUCGGCUACAUUGGAUCAUGAAUCUAGAUACGCCGCACGCACGAUUGAGGAAACUAAAGAACCAGCUCUGUCCAUCGACAGCAGAGCGAGAGACUCAGCUACUCUCGCAAUAUAUAGCGCUUCGCAAGAUGCCAAAGCGCGCUAAUAUCGAAUCCUGGCUCGACAGCUGGGAGGAGCUCCUUGAGCUCAUGGCCGCGGCUGAGAUGGCAGAAGUGAAGGGUACAAGGGCACAGCGGGACUUUCUCGACUCAGUACAAUCGACUGAUGAUUCAUGGGCUACAUCACAAAGGAUUAGCAUGAUCACAAAGCAAGAGGAAGGAGAGUCCUUCUUACCAGCAGUUGAUCUUGUGGGGCGAUUUCGACUGUACUAUCGUCAAAUGAAACCAGUGGCUUCAACGCUAGGAACCUUUGCGGCGUUAGGCGACCCACAGGAAGUAUCCCAACAAUCUCAGAUAUCCCAGGAUACUGAUAAGUUUCGAAAGAUUAACUGCCUGUGUGGAGAGAAGCAUCGCUUUAUUGAUUGUCCGUACGUCAACUCAGCAAAGCGUAGCUCUGGAUGGAAGGCGGAUUUAGAUAUGAAGAAGAAAUUCGAUACCAUCCGAAGCAGAGGCGAAGGCAGCAGAAUCUCAGCCGUUUUGAGAUCAGUAGAAGCAAAGCUCGCUAAGCAAGGUCAGCAGAGUAAGCCUCAGUCAGCUGCCUUUGACGAUGGAAGCACGAAGAGUGGUCGGAGCUCAAAUGCAUGUCUCCAAGUAGAGGCUACUCAGCAGCCUUCAUCGCUACUAACGCGAUGGAUACUCGACCCAGGAUCGAACCUACACGUGUCUAAUCAUCGAAAUUUGACUUGGCGCAAGCUUGCAGAUGCCAACGCCCAUGAUGAGAUCUUGGCUGGAGGUCAGCGUAUUCCGAUCAAGGAAUGGGGUGAGGUUAAGAUCAUGAUUAACACGCCGCACGGAACAUCUCCAAUUAAGCUUACUUGGGUAGCGUAUAUCCCGAGCUUCUUUACCUCUCUUGUCGCUCUCUCACGAUGCCGUACGAUGGGAAUUGAGUUCGACUCAGGUCGAGACUGCCUAUACCAGAAGUCGCCAAAGAACGUCGUGUGUAAGCUUAGUCCCGAAGGAGGGCAUUGGCUGAUGGAUUCGGACGAAAAUGAGAGACCGCGUGUAGAAGACCUGCGGUCUACGACUGUAGCAGAGUCUACUAGUGUAGCAAAGUCUGUUAAUGCAGCAGAAAAGAGAAGGAUUCAAGCGGUGAAACCAUCAUACGCUGAUCGACGACCGCUUGAGCUAACGGCGGAGGAAGCCCAUGAGAUUUGGGGCCACCCGAGCGCUAAGGUUAUCUCAAAGCUCGAGCAGGGUGUCGAUGGUGUAAAGAUUAAAGAAGGCACAAUAGCGCCAACUUGGGAGACCUGUACGACAUGUAUUGAAGCAAAGCUUCAUAAGUUUAAGAGCAGAAGGCCUCCGCGAGAACCAGCCACCCGACCAUUCGAAAGAUUGGCUAUCGAUCUUGUACAGCUGCGUAAGACAGGCGAGCGCUGCUAUAACGGUGACGUUUGGCUAUUACAUGCGGUGUGCCAGAAUUGCAAGCUCCACCUAGCCGCAUGCCUACCAAACAAGUCAGCACCAAUGCUCUUAACGACAAUCGAACGCUUGCUAGCACGAAUUGAGACUCAAUAUGGUGUCAAGGUCCGCGCAAUAAAGAUCGACGGCGAGCGAGGAUACAGCUUGCUACACCAGCUCUUUCUUGACCGAGGUAUUGAGAUUGAAACAAGAGCUCCGUACACGGAGGAGCAGAACGGCCUCAUCGAGCCACAGUCCGCAACAAUCAAUUAA